Messenger RNA from Cucumis sativus (cucumber), 2410 nucleotides. RefSeq lists its product as uncharacterized. The coding region runs from base 64 to 1935 and encodes 623 amino acids. NCBI's taxonomy places the organism in Eukaryota, Viridiplantae, Streptophyta, Magnoliopsida, Cucurbitales, Cucurbitaceae. Gene Ontology annotation, cellular component: membrane. The record is from RefSeq and is a predicted model, not a curated record. The transcript has 3 exons.
UAUAUAUAUAUAUAUAUAUAUAUAUAUUUGAAAAAGAAUAAUAGAAAAACCUUUUAAAAUAUAAUGGAGGUUACCGGGAGCGGCAGAGCAAGGGACCGCGGCGGAAGUUCAUCAAUGGAGAUAGAGCGUCGUUCCCUAAGAGCAAUAACGACCUCCUUCUUCGUCGAAGUUCUAACCGGACCUUGGUUCAUGGUAUUCGCUUCAUUCCUAAUCAUGUCCACCGCCGGAACGCCUUACAUGUUCGGCCUUUACUCCGGCGCCAUAAAAUCAGUCCUCGGCUACGACCAGAGCACUCUGAAUCUAAUUAGCUUCUUCAAAGACCUAGGCACAAACGUGGGCAUAAUUGCCGGACUAAUCGCGGAAAUCAUGCCACCGUGGGUGGUUUUGGCGAUCGGAGCAGGGAUGAAUUUCGUGGGAUACUUCAUGAUUUGGCUAUCGGUGACGGAAAAAGUGGCGGCGCCGCCGGUGUGGCUGAUGUGCCUUUACAUUUGCAUAGGGGCGAAUUCGACGUCGUUUGCGAAUACGGGGGCGUUGGUGACUUGUGUGAAGAAUUAUCCGGCGAGAAGAGGAGCGGUUUUAGGGAUUUUGAAAGGAUAUGUGGGAUUAAGCGGUGCAAUUAUGACGCAAUUUUAUCAUGCGAUUUAUGGAGAUGAUUCGAAAUCGUUGAUUCUUCUUAUUGCUUGGCUUCCGGCGGUGAUUUUGGUGGUGUUCUUGAGGACGAUUCGGAUUAUGAAGGUUCAACAUCGGCCUAAUGAACUCACAGUUUUUUACAGAUUCUUGUACGUUUCUCUUGCUCUAGCCGGGUUUCUCAUGGUGAUGAUCGUUCUUCAACAAAAAUUUAAUUUCUCCCGUAUUGAGUACAGUUCCAGCGCCGCCGUCGUCGUCUUUCUCCUCUUUUUUCCCGUCUUCAUCGUCAUCGCCGAAGACUACAAAUUCUGGCGCAUAAAACUAUCUCAACUCCUAAAUCCUUCUCCACUCACAAUCAUCACCCAAAAGCCAACACCGCCGCCGCCGCAAAACCUCGGAACCUUCGGCAUAUCUCCCGCCGUGAAACCGACGUCAUCAACGCCGUCCUGCUGGACAACCCCACUGAAGCCCCCUCCAAGAGGUGAAGAUUACACGAUUCUACAAGCGCUCUUCAGCGCCGACAUGUUCCUUCUUUUCCUCUCCACCGCGUGCGGCGUCGGCGGCACUCUCACCGCCAUCGACAACCUCGGCCAAAUCGGCGCUUCUCUAAAGUAUCCUAAACAGAGCAUUAGCACAUUUGUAUCAUUAGUAAGUAUUUGGAAUUACCUAGGGCGCGUAGUUUCGGGUUUCACCUCCGAAAUUUUCCUCAGCAAAUACAAAUUCCCUCGAACCCUAAUUUUAACCUUAAUUCUCCUCCUCUCCUGCGUCGGCCAUAUCCUAAUCGCCUUCAACCCUCCUGGCGGCCUCUACUUCGCCUCAAUCGUAAUCGGAUUCUGCUACGGCGCUCAGUGGCCGAUUCUAUUCGCCAUAAUCUCAGAGAUCUUCGGCCUCAAAUACUAUUCCACGCUUUACAAUUUCGGAUCCGUUGCGAGCCCGAUCGGGUUGUAUUUUGUGAAUGUUCGAGUCGCUGGACAUUUGUACGACGAGGAGGCGAAGCGGCAGUUGGCAGCGUCCGGGAUGAAGAGGAUGCCUGGAAAAGAAUUGAACUGCGUUGGUGUGGAUUGCUUUAAAAUGUCGUUCAUUAUAAUCACCGGAGUUACACUGCUUGGUGCUCUAUUCUCAUUUGUUUUGGUUCUUAGAACUAGAGCCUUUUAUAAGACUGAUAUUUAUAGGAAGUUUAGGGAGGAGGUUGAUGAAGGUGAAGCUGCUGGAAACGACGUCGUUUCCAAUAAUGACAGAAAUGUUGAAGCCAACAACUUUGGAGUUGUUCUAAUGGAACUAGCAACAGGAAAGCAACCCAUUUUCUAAGACACCUGCCAGGAAAGCAACAAGAAAGCAGAAUGAGAGAACUAAAAGGUAAUCUGAAAGAGAUGGUAGAUCCUAGCAUAUCAGAGGCUCAGGUGGAGAACGCAGUCAAAGUGCUAAGGAUCGCACUUCGCUGCACGGCUAAGAUUCCAUCUACAAGGCCCUCCAUGAAAAUGGUGGUUCAUAUGCUUGAAGAGGCUGAACCUUGUAACUUUAUUGACAUUGUUGUCAAGAAAGAAUGUGAAAACUAAAAGUAAUCAGCAAGAUUUGCAUCAUUACUACUGCAGUAGCAAAAGGAGAGCAUUUAUUGAGUUUAGUGUUAGGUCAUAAUAGGAUUUCAAGUCUUUCUCAAAAAGCUUGAAAUGCCAAAGGAGAACAUUUCUGUUAAAAACGACCUCCUGCUUUAGCUAUGAAGUUCUACCUUAUUCAAACUUUAUAGAAAGAUGAGAUUAAAGUGAAAAAUAUUCCUUAAACUCAA